Messenger RNA from Pelobates cultripes (western spadefoot toad), 16726 nucleotides. The record is from the annotation of a GenBank genome assembly. NCBI's taxonomy places the organism in Eukaryota, Metazoa, Chordata, Amphibia, Anura, Pelobatidae.
AAAAAGUGUCACCCGGAAGUGUGCGUUCCAACAAGCACUGUGCGUUCCACCUACCCGGAAGUGGCUCCAUGUGCUGAGUGCUGCUGCUGGUUACUGUUGCUUGGGUGAGAGAUGCUGUUAUUUUCAUUGUUGGAUUUGUACCGUGACGGGUGUUUGUUGGACCCUCCUGAUAUUAAAUAAGACUGCCGAGGCAACUGGGAGUGAGGUGAAUCAUGUAAUGUUUGGUUUGGCUUGGCUGUAUUUAUAAAGAGGGAUUAUAAGGCAAUAAGUGCAAAACUUGGAGCAGUUAUCAGGGGGAUAGCGUUGGUUUCUGCGGGGAUUGUGGUACUUUCGGCGUUAUUCACUAAACUGAAUUAAAGGGACACUCUAUGCACCAUAACCUUAAAGGACCACUAUAGUGCCAGGAAAACAAACUUGUUCUCCUGGCACUAUAGUGCCCUGAGGGUGUCCCCACCCUCAGUGACCCACUCCCGCCAGGCUCUGGGGGGAGGAAGGGGUUAAACUUACCUCUUUCUCCAGCGCCGGGCGGGGAACUCUCCUCUUCGGCUGAAUGCGCAUGCGCGGCAAGAGCUGCGCGCGCAUUCAGCCAGUCCAUAGGAAAGCAUUCACAAUGCUUUCCUAUGGACGCUGGCGUCACAGUGAGAAGCGCGGAAGCCCUCUAGCGUCUGUCAAUGAGACAGCCACUAGAGGCUGGAUUAACCCAUUUAUAAACAUAGCAGUUUCUCUGAAACUGCUAUGUUUAUAGAAAAAAGGGUUAAACCUAGUUGGACCAGGCACCCAGACCACCUCAUUAAGCUGAAGUGGUCUGGGUGCCUAUAGUGGUCCUUUAACAGCACAGUGUAGCAGUCAUUUGCCUAGGGUUUCUGGGCUAAGUUUACAUGUUUUAUGUAAGACCGUUUAAUUUACUCCAAUUUGCAGUUUAGUGAAUAACUACGUUAGCACUGCCCCCACAUCACUUACCACUUAUAUUAUCCAUCAGGAAUUAUUCAGAAAAUACUGAAUUCUGGCAAAAUUAAAACCAAGCUGCUUGAUAUAGGCAACAACAACAGCUGCUUUGGAGAAAUUCUUCAGCUCCACAAUAGCCGUAACAUAACGAGUUUAGUUAAUGCAAUUACGUUUUCUGCUACAUACAAUUCAGUAUUUAAUUAUGCUAAGCAGAAUGUAAGAGGUACAACACUGUAUGUUGUCAGGAAAAGCGGAGUAAAUGUUUUCUCUAAACACAUUUUAUACAAAUUGUCUGAAAUAUAUAUUGGCAAAUAAUACAGAUAUGUCGUUAGGACAGCUUAUCAUCUUCCUGGGUAAAUUUCUUUACAGCAAUCCUUCUGCACAUCGUGUCAUAACUAGUGCUUCCGCAAUCUGGUUCAUUCUGUCCCUUUUUAAUUCUACAGUUAUCCAGAGUACUUGGUUCCAUCAUCGAGAUAUCAGUGUCAACCUCUACUCUCUGUCAUGUCUUUCUCCUAGAUUGUCAGCUCCUUUAAGCAGGAUCUGUUGGGUAGACAUUACUUUGUUUCAGUUAUCUGCUUUAUAUAUACUGUUUGUAAAAUUGUAAAGCUUUAUUUUUGUUGAUGUGAAACCUAAAAUAUAAUAUAUCUUUGAUAGUAAAGCAUCGAUACCUAGACUAUUUACUUGUGAAGAUGGAGACAGACAAAUCUUUACUGUCAGCAGAACGCAACGCUGAGAUGGAAGAAGCUUUAUAUGAACAGAUGUUAUUGAAGGUACGUUACUGGGGUUGUAUUAGGAAAAGACAGAUCAGUGUAUGUUUACUGUUCUAUUAUGAGCUUGGUAGAUUCUUGUGUCAUCAUCAAAUAAAUGGGCUAUCAGGCUGAAUGUUACCCUUCCUUUUUAAUCCAUUAUGUACAUAAUUCAUUAAAAUAUUUAAAAAUAAUUAUAUGACACCAUAAUCACUACAACUCGCAGUGGAGCUCUGGCGCCUUCCCCAACAUAUGGGAUUUACUUUGAAUGAUUUGAUUUAUUUCCUGUAGUUCACAGGGCACUGUUUUUCUGAAACAGGGCUGUCUGAUCGCUCUAAGCCUGUGAGCUAAUGGAAGUUCCUGGUGAGGAACUUCCAGCCUUUGAGAGAUGGUAGUAAAGGUGAGAGAACAGUACAGGGGGACCCUGAAACCAAACCAUUCUAAAAAGGUUGACUCCAUACAAUUGGAGGGGGGAGUAUGUGACAUCCCUUAGAGGUGUCUUUACAGCUCAAUGUAAAAGCUGCUUCUUCUUUUUAGAAAAGGCUAUGUUUCCUUGCUGAAACUAAAGUGACUGUCUCUUUGCCCCAGAACCACUACAUUAAACUAAAAUGUUUCUGGUGCUUAGUGUCCCUUUAACUCAUCACUCUGUAUUGGAUAUUUUCUCUUUCACCUUUAUUGUAAUAUCUAUCGUUAUCUGCAGCUGCACUGAUAAUGAAGAAAUUACACAUCCACAUUGGUAAAUCCUUACAACGUAUCUUCUGUAUUGAUUGGAUGGGAGCACUUUUGAUGGAUUUGCCUAGCGUUGUUAGCUUAUGGUUGUUAUCCAAGUUUGAAAGAAUGCUUUAUUGAAAAUAUAGAAAUAUCAUUUCUGAAUUAUCCGUGCGAGAUUUACUUAUAGAUAGCUGCCUAUAGGCAUCUGAUUAUAAGGGAUGCCUAGCCUGACUACAAAUUUCCUUUCACUGCUUCAUAAAUGUUUUUAACAAGCACAUAUAAAAUAAUUGUUGAUGUGAGUAUAGUUUCACAUAUAUAAAUGAUGUGUAAGCAUUGCACAUUAAUAAUCAAUUGAGAGUGUAAACAAUUAACAAAGGUAAAGGUUUUCAUUAGUUGUUAGCAGUGCCAGAGAGAGUUAAAUAAUGAAAAUUGCAUACUGAGAGUAAUGUUUUUUGACAGCACAUAGUGAAUUAUGGGGUUGACACAUAGAAUGCACUAUUUCCCUUAAUGGGCACUGUGUGACACUCUCAUCCUAUCAUUUUCCACUGGAGAAAACCUUUCCUAUACACCAGCGGAGGAAGGAAGUUGGAGGCAGCAAUGUCAGACACCGCGUGACCAACUUUGGAAUUAAACGGUUGCAAAAAAACACAACACAACUUUUGCUCCCAAAGCACAUUCAAUGUGGGGUUUUAAGAAGAAAAAAACUAAACUAAAUUAGUAGAGCAUACGCUCUUUACGGACUAGCCCAUUUCUUUUAGCAAAGUAUAAAAUUUUGUCCUUAACAGGUUAAAUUGUAAAUAUAUGGUAUGUAAAUGUUGGCUUAACAGUUGAUUAAAAUUAUAUUUUAUGGUUACUCUUUUAGGCUAAAGAAGAAAUACAGAGCAGGUUGCCAAAUCUUUCUGAAUCUAAACAAAUCCGGCCACAGCCAGGUACCUAUUCAUUUUACAGUAUCAUUAAUCGAAUUGAACAUUUAGCUUUACCGUGCUGGGGUAAUGGAAGGUGCCAAAAUACAGCAAGAAAUAAACGUGAACUACCUAUACUCUUUGCAUAGCUUUUGGUAUGUAUUUGCAUUCACCGUAUGGAUUUCAGUACUUGCAUUAACUUUAGUGCAAACGCUCUUGACAUUAACGGAAAAUUGUCAUGGUUCUAUUGUUAUCAAAAUUACCUAUGGUUUAGGCUUACUCUUUGUUUUGGUAACCACUUUAACCAUGUUUGAUCAGAGAAACCACUAAUCUGCUAAAACGAUUUAUGCCAGAGUGCAUUUUUGAUAUGCCUGGUGCUUGCACGUGUUAUUUGGUUGUAUAUUCUGUGCUCCUGACCAAAUACAACUUAAAGAUGGCUAUUAGAUGCAAUGAAAGAUAUAUCUACUUAUUUGUAUGCCUUAUCUUUUAUAAAUUUGCGAAUAAUGAUAAAUGGUUACCGCGUUCAUUCAAUGUGCUUACAUAAAUAAUUUUAGUGUGUGGGAGACUUCAUUCACUUUCUGAUCUCCUUCAUCAUUUCAGUAUGGUUGCAGCACAUAACUGCUGUUCAGUAUUGCAUGGUUAAUGCAAAUGUUCAUUACAGCCAUAGCUGACCAACAACAUUGGCCAACAGGAGAGCCCCAGAUUUGUCAAGCUGUUUGAAAAUGAUUUCACACACAAAUUAUAUACACCGUAACCACUUCAGUGAGCUGCAGUUGUCAUGAUGCUUAGAAUGCCGCUUUAAGAGAUAUGCAUGAAAGCUCACUCCUGAAUGCAGUAUCCUGCUGAUAUAGAACCUUUUUCUUUUUAAUAUUCCAUCAUAAAAUGAACACAGAUAUACAUAAUAUCAUCUGACAUACAUAAUUUCUUUGUGUAGCUUCUUAAACAUGGUUUCGUAGGAUAAAUAUAAAAACAAGUUCAUUGUGAUGUUUGAUUUUCGCAGCAUUGAUUCAUACAGUAUGAAGGUACAGUAUAUUCUGCACCACUGUUAACCACAGAGGGUGGAAAUCUCAUUUUCCUGAGUGAUUGUAUAUCUGUAAUGGGUUAACUGAAUGGUUUCUGCAGCCUAACAUCAUUUAGUGUGUGUGCGGUAGCUUUGCCUUCUUAGUUUCUCCUUAUUUCAUUGUUUUUCUUUUUGGUUAUUCUUUGAAAUUACACAUUCAUGAUAAAACAUGAAUGUAACGCAAGCAACCCACCAGAUACCAUGCAAAACUGAGCUAAACUGCCAUACAUGCAGUCCAUUAAAGGUUCCUACACUAUAGAAAUAAUUUGAUGAUUUCAUUGUCUGUAGUAGAACAAAAAAGUACUUAAUGAAUUAUAAACAUUUUAUUUUUCAUUAUUUAUAUGUCAAGUGUUUUUUUUCUGUUUUCUUAUAGUGGCAUGCUCAACAUUGCAUCUUCGGUAUUCCAACAAUAUAAAUCUACUUACUUUCAAAGCUACGGUUGUCAUAUAAAAGACUACGGGCUCUAUGUAGCUUGUAGCCAAAAAAGCUUUAAUAAAUAUAGCCCAUCCAAUCCUAACUCCUGGCAGCUUAUUUUAUAUAGGAUAAAACCUCUUCUAAUGCUAACAUUCUUUUUAUGAUACUCUUGAACUUUCUAACUCGAGGAUGUUUGCCAGUAUACACUACAUAUUUUUUCCUGUGCAAAUGUCUGCCAUAACACUGACAGCAAGAGAGCUUUGUCAUGUCCCUGUCUGAGUCCUUGUCACCAGCAGAGUGGUUCUAAACGCCCUCAUCUUGUCACAUUGACUACACAGGGGAACACUGCUUAUGAUCUGUAUCUAUUAUCUGUUUCAUGUAUUUUUCUUCUCAGGGUAUAAACGUGCAAUAGAGAUUUCAGAUGUAUUUAUUUAUUAAGCCAUCUAUCUGUCCACAAGGGUUAGAUUUGUAUUCAUGAUGGGCCCUGCCUAGCAUGGGUCAUGCAUAACAUUUUCAAACACCACUGAAAAAAAAAAAUAUCAUCUAAGUUUACUGCUCAGUGAGAACACUGGAGAGAAAUCUGCACCUUCUAAAAUUGACUCAUAAGAUGAGAUCAUAAGCUCUUCGCACCUGUGGGAAAUCUAGCAAAUCUAGUUUAUUUAUAUAUAUAUUUUAAAUGUGGCUGUAGUGGUGUUUUUUCAUUUAUCUUUUUUUAUUAUUUUUUUUCCUUCUUUAUUGAUACUGACCAGGCUUCUGCAUUAAGACCCGAACAUCAAAAAACACAAAGAUCUUUAUCAACAUCUGCAAAUCAAGUCACAUCCCUGCAGCUCCAGACAUUAGCGAGGCGGAGCUGGUUGCUAUCUUAGAGUCAGAAGACCCAUCUGGUUAUCGAGUUCCUAUGAGCAUCGGAGAACCGCAUGUAGAAGUGGAUAACAGUAUGUUACACUGAAUUGUUUAAAUGGGCCAGUAACGUUCAUAGAUUUAAAUGGUCAUUUACUGCUUUCCUUUUUGCAAGCUCUUUCCAUGCUGUGAAAUGCGUGGAAGAUCAUACUUCGUUAUUUCUGGUGUGUCUCUAAAGGUAACAGGGGACACUUAUUAUAAUACUGCCAGUGGGCCUGAAAAAAAAAAAGGUUUACACAGUAUAUCAUUUUGGCUGACAUCGUAUUGUUGUCCUAAUUCUGGUCAGUUGAAGGGCAACCCUUUUGGCUGAUUUUAGUUCAUAAAAUGGUUACAGGGAAUGAUCAGUUGUCUAAAUUUCAAUGUUUUGAUUGGCAUGUUAAUCGCAGCAUUGAUUAUUGACUUAUAGCUUUGUAAUAUAAUCACUUUGGGACCAACAAAAUACUUGGACUGUUAUAUCAAGAGAUUUGUCUGACUCUGGUUUUGUUCCAAAGCUAGAGAAUAUUGUUCUUUUCUUAUCAUAUCCACGUAGCUUUCCUCGGCAUGAUGCUCACACUGUCGUGGUGUGCUUCUGUCUUCCCUCCCUCUGACCCUUGCGCAAUGCCUCACUAGCAGGGUUUGAGGAAGCAUUAUGCGCACUAACUAACUGUGUUGCUCCGCGCUGAAACUUUGUUUCAAGUUACACGUGCGGUCAGCAGAUGGAGAUGUGGUCAGCGCUUCCAAUCUCAUUCAGGCCGCACGUCGAUGUCCAACAAGCUGCAUUUUGUAUGCACCUGCUCUAUGCAAUUACUACUUUCCUUUUAAGUUUUUAAAUGGUAAAGUCAAGCCUUCUGUGCCUAUUGUAGACUACCUCAAUCCCCUUUUUAAGAAUCACUGGUAGGGUUAUUCACUAAAGUCCAAAUCAUACCAAAUUUAAAUCCGAAACUUGGUCUGAAGUAGCUUAAUAUUAGGAAUUCAGAUUUAAUUUGAUACAAUUCAAAGUUUAUUGAAUAACCCAUUAAGGGAUCACUUCGUUCAUUAAGGUUGUCUGACUGUUCGUUCUCAAAAGUAUUUGCAUUUUCUCUACCCUGCUUGAAAAUUCUGUAGAUGGUACUGUAUUGCGUUGAUUUGAUGAGACUUAUCUACAGUAGAGCUACACAAGCUUUUCAAUACUCAUCGGCAGGAUAAAAGUAAACUUUUGCUGGGAUAAAGAGAGGACAACUGUGUUUCACUUUCCUUGUUUGUUUGUCAUUGCAGGUGGGAGCGGAUGCACUGCCUACGACAUUGUGAUAAAUAAUUCCUUCUUUGACAAGAUUAAGGUACAACCAACUUCGUGGCCACCAGGCAGGAGAUAAUGAGAUAUAUAUGUCAGAAGUACUAUUCCUUCUCGAGUUUUAAUACUGCACAAGCGUAUUCAGGCACAGCAUUUUUACUAACUUCCUUCUUUCCUUGCUCUUUACUCCAUUCACCAGGAUAAUGAGCUGUUCAGGGAAUUCUUCGUCACAGUAGCAAUGGAAGGACUUGAAAACAAGUACGAGAUGGAACUCUCUAGAGGUACAAUAUACUGUAAGAUGUUUGUGAUUUGAUCAAAUGGUAAAUUGAGCAGAGGUGAUUGGUAUCAUAACUGAGUUUAUGGAGCAUAAAAAUAGCCAGAAUUAAUAGAAAUGAUAGGUCAUUAAGAGGGACAGAAGCAACUCAGUUCUGGUAAAAUAUUUGACUGCUCAAAAUAUUAUUAGGAAAAGUAAAUUGCAAUAACGUUGUUUUUUUUUUUUUCUAUUUUGUUUUAUGUCCUCAAUGAUUCAAUAGGAACCAGGUCACAGGACCUAUAGGCACAUCCAUGUCUGUUUGUUUGUGUCAUAGGAAUGCAGGUAAAUACUCUUGCAGUCCUUAUUACACAUUGGUUGAGGGUUAUGAACUUAUCUGGGACUAUGUCCAUAAUGAUUGCAUGAACAUUUUGGGGUCCCUAAUUAUCUGCAUUAUGACAGUUGAGCAUCCCAGGUGUAUAUGACCCAAAAUAUAGUACCACAAGUCAGUAGUUCACAAUACUGUUGAUGUGCCUCGAGGACUGGUUUUGGGACCACCGCUCUAAAAAUUAUAGACUACAGUCAAAGCUUUAUUUUGAUUUGUGUCCACAUUUUUUAAAUUAAUUUAAACAAAGUGUGUGUGUGUGUGUGUGUGCUCAUAAAAUCAAAUACCUUGUUACCGUGUUAAAAGUUCUUUCCUUUAAAAAAUUGUGUCAUUGGUACCAUUCAAGCAGUAUCUAAUUAUUGUCACAUUAAAAAUGUAUUGAAUCAUCAUAUAAAGGCAUUUUAGAACAAAAACAAAGACCCCCAUGUUCUUGUUUGACAGUUUAUAAACAUGUACCCCGUGUUUUUCUAAAACACGAUAUUUGUACCCUUGGUGCUUUAUGCAUAGAUCACCAGGUUAAAGUGGAACUAGUGAGAUUUAUCUACAAGCCGAGUGUGCUGUAUCUUUUAUUUUUUAAAUUAUGACUAGUUUGUGUAUUUAAUGUAUAUGCCCUUUCUGGAAUGGCACUUGUAUAGUCUUUGUCUGUAUUUGCCCUAUUGCACAUGAGCCAUGGCGGAGACCUCAUGGGGCAGCAAACCUGUACUGAACACAAAACUGUGGUGUAGGUAAGUUUUUUUUUUUUUUUUUUUUUUUUAACCUCCACUGCAUUAUUCACCUCAGUAAACGCUUCCAUAUCCGCUACUGGAGUGUGGAAACGUUUAGAGAAGUGACAGUUCCCUUUAACCCCUUAAGGACACAUGAAUUGUGUGACAUGUCAUGAUUCCCUUUUAUUCCAGAAGUUUGGUCCUUAAGGGGUUAAGCCAUAUAAACCUUUAUAUGGGAAUUAUAAAUUGACAAAUAACAGAUUGCGCUAAAUAAACAAUAUUUUUAAAGAUGAUGAGUCACUGUGGAACAGCUGGUCUCAUGUUUGUUACACGUGUUUAAUAGCUCAGCUUCUUGUAUUUUUCUGCCUUUCUUUCUUUUUUGUGCUAUUUUAUUUUAAAAACACAGACCACUCCAGGUCAGUCAUAAGUAAACAGCAAUGUGGAGGAGGUUGGAGACAGAUAGUGUGGCCUUUGGCUAAGCAGAGCAAUAACAAUUAAGCAGCAAUAUCCUGAAUUGAGCAAGUUAAACCAGACUCUGAGGUCAGGCCCAGAGUCAAAUACUUAAAGGGUUACUUCAACCACCUUGACCACCACAGCUUUGCUUUCCCAGCCAUCCCUUUCUGUGCUGCCUCCCACCACCCUCUAUUGCUGUUAAUUGAUUUUUUUUAAUCUCUUCCCCUCUCUGGCUCAGGAUAUGCACAUGCACUCUGAGCCGGUAAAAUAGGCUAAUCAUAUGAUUCUCUAUGAGAAGCAUUUGAUACGACCUUGCGAUGCCCUUGGGGAUGUUGGAUGGAGACGUAGAUUUAGGUAAAUGUCAUUCCCAACAGGGCAUGCUAAAUUUAAAAUCACGUUUAAGUAAAAAGAGUUAGAGUAACCCUUUUUGAAGUCUAACUGUAGAGUAAGGCAGGCAGGAAGCUAAGUAGAACCAACAGCUUCCAGUCAGGGUCACCAUAAAAUUGCAGUUAGAAUUAGGUAAUUUUCAUGAAAUCAGGCACUAAUUUGUGAGAUUACUGUCAAACAAUGAAAUCUGUAGGCAGACAAGCAUACUUAAAGAGACAUAAUCACUGGUAAGUCAGUGCUUCUUUCCAGUUGACUAUGCUUGCUAACAUAUCCGUACACAGGGCGUACUUCCCCGUAUUCCUCUGGUAAACCAUGAGUUGCAAAGCUUUAACAACCACAAGAUGGCAUUAGUGUGGGAAUAAAACUCAUACUCAUGUUGCAUUAAAGAGACACACUAAGGUCAGAACCAACUUUAGUUCAAUAUAGCAGUUUGUGUGUAUAGAUCAGGCCUAUGCUGUCUUACUGCACUAUUCUCAAGUACCUUGUUUACACAGCCCUAGCCACAGCUCAGCCACGCAGCCUGAGCCUACCUGCACAUUUCCUGAGAAAGAGUUCACUUUUAGCUUCUAUAUAGCACAAUGCAAUUUUAUUUAAAAAUUCUUCUCUCCUGAUCUACUACUGCGUAGAGUGUGCAGCAGCCCUCUGUGUUUGAGUAAUGUUCAAUUAACAUAGCAGGAGAUAAGAACUUUUUUCGACCGAGGGGGGACUACUGUAGGUACUAUAUGAAACCAAAUUUAGAUGAAGUUGUUAUAGUGAAUACAUUUUUCCCUUACGUUAGUUUGGUAAAACCAAUAUGGGGUGUUUGUGGUUUUAUUUUUUACUAUACCUUAUAGUGACUCCCUUCUCCUAAGCAUGUGCUUAGAUGAACAAUUCGAUUUUAAAUGGUACAAAGUGCUUUCAUGCAUUUAAUAGCGAAUGUUUUAUGAAGCAGGUCAGUAAUGGGGUAUUUUAUGAACACUUACAGAGUGGAGAAUGCUGAAGAAUCGGAAAUUCAUGGGAUCUAUUUUUGAUCAGAACAUCAGAACAAAAUCCAAGCCUAUCAUCCAGGAAAUUGAUCCAAGGUACAUAUGAAAUGCUUUACAUCGUGUGAUGUUUCCUCAGAGUCCAGCAACAACUCUGUCGGAUCACUGGGGUGGCUGCUAUUUAUCACUGUACCGCUAUGAUAUCUUCAUGCUGUUGGGAGGCAAGGGAUUCUCAUACUGCUGGAUAUCUUAUUUUCCUGAUGGUGAAAUGUAUUGUUAGAGUGUUCUAAAGCAGUGCCUAUAGGUUCUCCUCCAUGAAACAAAGAUUUUCAUUACUAUUAAUGGAAUGAAAAAAACUAUAUUUGCUUUAUUUAAUGUAGCCUUUUAGGUAUUGCAGUCACAUUACUUGACUUAAUAUGUAAAUAUUGGCUAGGGACCAGAACUUGAAAAGUAAUGUGCUCUUAAAGGAACUAUCUCACAUUCAAAUUAAAUAUGUUAUUUUUUAAUGUUCAUGUUCCUUGAUCUCCUAAGAUUCAGGGCCGUAUUUUUUUUUUUUUUCUUAAAUUUUAAAUACUAUGGGAAAAAAAGCUGUAAAGGAACACUACAGAGUUUUAAAUAAAAACCUUUAAAACACUAGAUUGUUUAAAAACAAACACCAUUUAUAUUAUUGUGUCCCUCCCCCAGUGCCCUAAAAGACAGUUACCUUGCCUGUAAUCCAAAAACAAGGGAGUCCUUUGCUGCAGUGCCCCUUUAGAAGAUCCUCACUACUGAUGCUUUUCUGGCCAAUCCAGUGCUUCUAAGAGAAUCAUUGGGACAUAGGGUACAUGCGCUGCAGUGUUUCACGCUGCACCUUCAGUAGCACAAAGCAGUGAAGCACCAAGUUAGAACAUGCAGUUAUUUGAUCUUCAUGAGGCAUCCUCUGGUAAGUUCUAGCAUUCAGUCAUGGAAUAUCGUGUUUAUGUUGCGAUGCUUGGGAUGCGAUUUGAUUGCUAAACUUAGAGUAUGUUAAAUGUAGAGCAAUGCAAAGCUAAGAGGUAGAUCCUCAGAAACUGUAAAACAUUAGAGAUUUUUCCUUUUUCAGUGUGUCUCGGAAUCCCCAGACCAAGCCGCUGAUUUCAGAGAUUCAAAGGUAAGUGUAUCUUUUUGUUUGUUUAUAUACAGAUUUAUAACAGCUAAUUUUAUGAUUAUUUAACAAAAAUAAAAAUAGCAGGAGAUACAAACAUCUGAAUUAACCACAUUGUGCUGUAAGAUGUGAAAUGGAAACCAUUUUUUUUAAGGGCAGGGCUCACAAUUUCCACUGGUCAUUGACAAACUGAUGAGUGUUGUAUGGACCUUCAGACUUGCAGUGGAAAGUAACUUUUAAAGCUUAGCUAGUGACGUAAGAUUGGAAUAUUUAAGCUCUGAUGAUAGGGAUACGUUAACAUUAUGUCACAUAACAUAAACCCUCGGAAGUGACAGUUCCCCUUUAAAAUAUGUAAAAAAAAAUAAAAAUAAGUGUUCUCCAGAGCACCAUAUUGAUAUCAGAGAGGACAAAGAGAAAAAGAUUGACUGCCCAUAGCUCCUUCUAGUAACCAGUAAUGGUAGUGUUGUUUUUCACCUUAUGUGCAAGGAGAAUUGAUAAUUUAAGUGAGGGGUGCACAGUAUUCAUGUCAAGGAAUUUGGGGUUCCCAUCUUGUUGGACGCCUUGUGCCCCUUCAACCUUUUUUUGUAAUAUUAUUGAUAUUUUUGGUUAUUGAUAUCUUUGUUGGUUUAGAUACAGCCAUUGUUAUUCUCCAGUGCAGUUCAGACAGAUGAGUCAGGCAAGCCACGAUUACCAAGGCUUAAGAACUGAUGGCCAUGGCCAUUAAGUAGAAAAGAGAAGUGUUGAGCAUGUUUAGACUGACUCUCAACUUUGCUGAAGGACAAUGAAUGGAUUUUUAUUUUAUUUUUUGUAUCCUGUUGGACUUUAGAAAUGGACAAUGUAGAAGUGUUUCGAACUGAUAACCAUUUGUUAUUGCAUGAGUUCAAUAAAAAAGAAAUCCCAACAUUUUUUUCUUCCUUGGUUAUUAAUAAAUGUAAUUGCUUAAGUCCUUAAAAUCUUAGAAGAUACAAAUCUGGAACUUAAAUAUGCAAUGGCUGAGAGGAUUUACUCUGCAGAUGUUUUCUAACUGCAAAUAUGGGAAUGCAUUUUUAAAACAUAUGUCAUUCGAAAACUAACUGUCACUAUGUUGUACCUGUGAGGUUCAUGGAAUUGUCUUUUUUUCUUAUGUUUUUGACAUAUAUUUAAAGUUUUAUAUCCAAACAUAAACCGUGAUUAUCCGAAUGGUUUUAAUACCAAUAGGGGGGCACAUUUUUAUGGGCAAAUGCAAAUAUUACAAGUUUUAGAAUGAAAUGUUGUAUUUCUUAAACUGUGUACUUUGUCUUUAAGAGAUAUUGAAAACUGACAAGGUGUUAGAAAUGGAACAUAUUGUUUUUCAUAACUGUUUAUUUAAGCAAUAACCUCAGUUCCUAAUAUGUUUGCGCCAUUUUGUCCCAGACGAAUUACAAUAACAAUAAUGCAUAAACAAGCUUCAAGGCUAUGCUACGACUCUUACAGUACACAAUAUACUGUGGUAACCUUAGUAGAUAAGGAUGUCCAGACUUUAAGAUGCCAUCUUGAACUAAGUCAGGAAAAUUUCCAUGACGUGUACACCCUUUAGUUAUGGCUUUGUAUGUUUGCCAAGUUAAGGGAGGUCCUAAAAUGAAUAAAGUAAAAGAAGUGUUACUUUUUUAUAUAUGAACUACGGUAACCCUAAAAUGGAGACACCUAAGGUAUAAAUAGGUGUACUUUAAAAAGUUAAGGGACAGAGGAGAGACCUGGAGACAGACGUUGCUCCAUCUUAAAAUGACAGAGAGACUGACAUGAUGACAUGUUCAGAAGGGUAUGUUAACCUAUUAAUGAUAUUUGCAAGCAUUUAGUUUAAUCUUACAAACUCUGCUAUAAUGGAUUUUAAAUGUCUAUAUUUAUAUUUUUAUAUAAUAAAUAUCAAAAAGACAAAGCUAUUGCUUCCAAGACAAUCCUUAUUUUAUUUUGUAGUCUCAAUUAUUUAUAUAUGUUAAAUAGAGGAUCUCUUACUAACUAUAUAUAAUUAUGGCUAAGAUAUCUGUAUGGUUAGCCCUACUAAGUUCUAUGCUUUAAGACAUAAGGGAACCACCUGCGGUUAGAACAUGACUUCUAACAGAUGAAAUGAGAUUUGAUGUUCUUUUUAUACUGUACCACCAACCAAUGAUUCUGAGAUUAAUGUUAAUUUAUAAUAUUUUAUGGGGUAUAUGUUACAGUUCAUCAGUCGUUCCCGAGUAUACAAUUGUGGCAGAACCGUCUCAAGGGCAUCCAAGCUUUCUUGUGGCAGAAAUCUCUUUACCCAAAGUAGUAAGUACUUCCAUAUUCCAGAAUAUGUACAGUGCUAUUGCUUUUGAGUUUUAAGUCAUAAUUUCUUUCUUUUUUAUUAUAGCCAAGUGUGUGUGUUUUUUUUUUGUGUGUCCAUACUAUCUUUUUAUAACCGAUUAGUCUUCCUUAGUCAUAUACAUUUGUGCCUCAUUUUUUUUACUCCUUAAUUCCUUUCAUAUUAUCAACAUGAUUUACAUUUCCGAACAGCUUGGGUAUAAUGUGAAUAUUGAAGGAUCAACUAAGGAGACCUUUUUACAUCUUUACUCAAUUCAUUGAAGGUAGACUUAGUCUAUGGCAAAAGACACGGGGUAUUAUUUAUGAAGCACCUAACUAGUCAUUUGAAAAAUUUGCUAAUGUUACUAACAUGUGACGGUAACUUAGUUGGGGAGUUUCUCACAGUCAUCUAUUUUUUUAUUUUUUAUAAAUCAAUAUGGUACACUGUGGUAUCUACAUGUCAGCCUUAUUUUGUGAGAGCCCCAUUCUAAUUUUUUGCAUUUAUGCAGAGAGACUGUAAAUUUCAACCACAUCUCCCUUUCCGCACAUUCAUCGUAAAAAAUCGUCCGGCGAUUGUCCAUAUUGCUGUUCUGUCAUUCAUUAUUGCUCUAGCUACGUAUGGAGCUUUCAGGCAAUUAUUGAUCAUCUCAGCAAAUAGUGAAUCUUAUUGAAGACUCCUACUUGACUAAUAGGUGAAUACGUAACUUUUCCACUCACAUACACAUAUAAAAGAGAUGUACACGCUCACAUUUUUCACUUGGUGUUACAAUAAUGUGAUGUUGACGUUAUAUGUACAACAACAAAACAAUUAUCUACUUUUUGUUAUUGGAAAUGUUUUGAAGCCUGUUUAGCCUGGACUACGCUAGUACUGUUUGUUAAAAGCCUUGAAUGGUUGAUCCAUAUAAGAUUUCACAAUCUUCAAUAUUAUUUCUCUCUUCAGUCAUCGGUUCGAUCUCUUGUUCUUGACCUUGGAGAAGAUCGAAUAGUAUUAUUGGCAAGGCCUGAUCUGUACCAUUUGGACAUCUUCAUCCCUUACAACAUUAUCCAAGAAGAGAGUGGAGCCCAGUUUAAUAAAAGCACAAAGGUAAAAUUUAAAUCAAUUACAAAGUACCAGAACUACAGACUUAAAUGGAUGAUUACAGGGUUAUUUACGAAAGUGAAAAUUAAACUGAAUUUCAAAGUUAAGGUAAAAUAACCAAACUGGAAACAUUCUCAUAGUCAGCAAUGCUUUAAUUUCUGCUACUUCAGAAAUUCACUUUCAAUCCUAUGUGUUUAGAGUAGUUGCACACUGAAUGUGCAGGGUUUGGUGUAGAUUCAUUGUUAUGCCAUUAUUGCAAAUGUUAUGUAAAUUAGACAAAAAUGCUGCACUUUGUUCUGGUAAAAGGGAAACUGUCCCUUAUCUGGAAAUUACGCCAGUGUAUAAACCCAUUGAAAAUGACUUGUAACUUGUGUUAACCUUUUCUAUAUCUGUUUUGCUAUAUAUGUAUAAGGUUCAAGAAUGCAGGACACCAGUUGAGUGGGUGAAUAAUAACAUUAUGUAUUACAUAGAUUAAAAGUAUCAAUGAUUGAUAGGAAGGAAAAGGCCUUAUGCAAGUCUGAGUUUUAAAAGACCACUUCUAGCAAACCUGAACAGUGCUCAGAUCACCUACAGCUGGAAGGAAAAGGCCUUAUGCAUGUCUGAGUUUCUGCAAGGUAGACUAUGGAGGAAACUAUCUACCUUUAAUACUGGACACUAUAAUUGUAUUGAAUUUUAACCACUUGCAUAUUUUUAAACUAACGCUGGACGCGGCUAAGGUACUGGUUCAUGCUGUUGUUCUCUUUAGCCUUGACUAUUGCAAUCCCCUUCUCACCGGUCUUACAUGUUCCCAGCUUGCACCGCUGCAGUCUAUAAUGAAUGCGGCUGCGAGGCUUAUUUUCCUGUCCGGUCGCACCUCCCACGCCUCCACGCUCUGUCAGUCCCUGCAUUGGCUUCCAGUUAGAUAAAGGGCCCAAUUCAAAAUUCUUGCGCUUGCUUACAAAUCCCUACAUAAUGCUGCUCCAACAUACCUAUCCUCCCUCAUACACAAGUAUGUCCCGUCGAGACCCCUGCGCUCAGCCCAAGACCUCCUAUCCUCUGCCCGGAUCCCCACCUCUGAUGCUCGCCUUCAAGACUUCUCCAGGGCUGCACCUAUUCUGUGGAACUCCCUUCCCUCCUCAAUCAGACUUUCACCCAGCCUCCACUCCUUCAAAAAAUCUUUGAGAACUCACUUCUUCAUUAAAGCGUAUCAAUUAAACUGUCAGCAGGUUUCUCAUCCCCCACCCCAUGACUCCGUUCCUGCACCUGUCAAAAAUGACCUACCAAGCACUCAAUAAACCCCUCUAUAACAAACUAUUUAAUUCCCCUACUUUAACCCUUUGUGUCACUAUACCCCACUCCCUCUAGCAUGUAAGCUCAUCGAGCAGGGUCCUCAACCCCCUCUGUUCCUGUACGUCAGUGGUCUGAUCUCAAUUAUGUGUCUGUUAGUCCACCCAUUGUACAGCGCUACGGAAUUUGUUGGCGCUAUAUAAAUAAUAAUAAUAAUAGGCAGUCAAAAUUGAGGAUUAGAGGUAAAUAGAGUGGUAUGGAUUUCCACAGUUAAUUUUUAAACACAUAAAUACUUAUUUGUUAAAUAUAAUCUAUUACAUAGUAAAAUUUAUUAAAAAUCCUCAAAAUGGUGGUGUCCUUUACAUAAUUUAUUUGCCAUUUAUGAAGAAGAAAAAGCUUAUCAUUGCUUUAAAAAAAAAAAAAAAAAAAUUGAAAACAAAAAGUUGAGUCUUUCACUCUAAAUCCUGCCAAUCCAAAAAUAAAUGCUUGCCUUUCGAUUUCAAAACACAAAAACCCAAUAUGUCUAUUUUUAUUAUAUGAUAUUUCUGUUACAGGUUCUUACAAUUACAAUGCCAGUCCAGCCAUCCUGAUGAGUGCACUGCUAGAAGAUUUGAAUACCAGUCCUUCAUCAACAUACUGAUCCAGUGGAUCCGAAAAUGCAUAUGUUUUACAUGUUUUGUGUUUGUGUUCAUUCUAAAAUGCUGCUUACUCCUGAAGUAGAAAAGACUCGAUCUAAGGGAUUUUGAGACUUAAGCCUAUUUAGUAAAUCUGGUUUGGAUGUCAUUGUAGUACUGUGAUUAUUAUAUGUGGUUAAAGGUCAUUUGGGAGGUUUACACUAAGGGCAUUGUUUAUAGGUGGGAGCUCGCCAUGCCCCAAAGCAGAGGUAGGCCACCUUUGGCACUCCAGAUAUUGUG